GCGGCCGGUGGGCUCCGCCCUUAACCAAGAUGGCGACACGGGUGGGACCGGAAAGAGCUUAUAGAUUUCUUCUUGACUCCGGUCCGACGUAGAGGCGGGACUGCCCUAUGAAGCCCCACCCCUUCCGCCGUGCGCCCGCGAGGGGCAAUGACGUCAUGCCGGGACGCCACCUACCCCUGUCGGGUUCCUGACUUGUGUUCCGUCGACAGCGGUAGUGACGCGUAUUGCUUGGAGGAUGGCGGACGCCGGCUUGCGCCGCGUGGUUCCCAGCGACCUGUAUCCCCUUGUGCUUGGUUUUCUGCGCGAUAACCAGCUCUCAGAAGUGGCCAAUAAGUUCGCCAAAGCGACAGGCGCCACACAGCAAGAUGCCAACGCCUCUUCCCUCUUGGACAUCUAUAGCUUCUGGCUGAAGUCCACCAAGGCCCCAAAGAGGAAGUUACAGGCAAACGGGCCAGUGACUAAGAAAGCUAAGAAGAAGACCUCUUCCAGUGACAGUAGUGAGGACAGCAGUGAGGAGGAAGAACAAGCUCAAGGGCCUCCAGCUAAGAAGGCUGCUGUACCUGCCAAGCGGGCCAGUCUGCCUCAGCAUCCUGGAAAGCCUGUGGCCAAAGCAUCAGAGAGCAGCAGCAGUGAAGAAUCCAGUGAUGAUGAGGAACAGAAGGACAAAAAGAAAAAACCUGUCCAGCAGAAGGGAGUUAAACCCCAAGCCAAGGCACCCAAGGCAGUCAAAACUCCUCCUAAGAAGGCCAAGAGCUCAGAUUCUGAUUCUGACUCAAGCUCAGAAGAUGAGGCACCAAAGAACCAGAAGCCAAAGACAAUACCUGUUGUAGCUAAAGCUCAGGCUAAAGCCCCAGCCAAACCAGGUCCGCCAGCUCGAGCAGCACCUAAAGUAACCAAUGGUAAAGCACCUAGUAGCAGUAGCAGCAGCAGUAGCAGUAGUAGCAGCGAUGACUCAGAGGAGGAGAAGGCAGCAGCCGUUCCCAAGAAGAUACAGACUGUACCUAAAAAGCAAGUCGUGGCCAAGGCCUCAGUGAAAACAGCUGCCAUCCCUACCCAGAAGAGUUCCAGCAGUGAAGACUCCUCCAGUGAAGAGGAAGAGGAGCAGAGAAAACCCAUGAAGAAAAAACCAGGUCCCUAUAGUUCAGUACCCCCUCCUGCUCCCCCACUGAAGAAGUCCCUGGGAAACCAGCCUCCCAAGAAAGCUGCAGAGAAGAAACAGCCUGUGGAAAGCAGUGAAGACAGCAGUGAUGAGUCUGAUUCAAGUUCUGAGGAAGAGAAGAAACCACCAGCUAAAGCAAACAUCUCUAAAGCAACCACCAAACCAGCUCCAGCAAAGAAGGCAGCAGAGAGCUCUUCAGACAGCUCAGACUCUGACAGCUCUGAGGAUGAAACUCCUUCCAAGCCAGUGAGCAACGCCAAGAAUUCCUCAAGUAAUAAGGUAGCUGCCACUACCAAGCCACUUGUAGCUAGGCCAGCGGCAGCUCCCAAGCAACGUGUAGGCAGUGGCCAGAAGCCUCUGACAAGAAAGGCUGAUAGCAGCUCCAGCGAGGAAGAGAGCAGUUCUAGCGAGGAGGAGGAGAAGACAAAAAAGACUGUAGCCACCUCUAAGUCCAAGGUGACUGUCAAAGCAGCUCCAUCUUUGCCUGCCAAGCAGGCUCCUCAAGGUGGAAGGGAUAGCAGCUCUGAUUCCGACAGCUCCAGUAGUGAGGAGGAGGAGGAAGAGAAGCCAUCUAAAUCCCCAGUUAAGAAGGCGCAGAAGGCAGCAGGAGGUGUGGCCCCUUCUAAGCCAGCCUCUACAAAGAAAGUGAAAGCUGAGAGCAGCAGUUCUUCCUCUGAUGAUUCCAGUGAGGAGGAGGAAGAGAAGCCCAAGGGUAAGGGCACUCCAAGACCACAAGCCCCCAAGGCCAAUGGCACCACUGCACUGACUGCCCAGAAUGGAAAAGCAGCCAAGGAUGGUGAGGAGGAGGAGGAGGAAGAAAAGAAAAAGGCAGCAGUGGCAGUUUCCAAGCCAGGUUCGGGAAAGAAGCGGAAGCAGAAUAAGGCUCCCAAGGAGGCAGAGACUCCUCAAGCCAAGAAGAUAAAGCUCCAGACCCCCAACACAUUUCCAAAGAGGAAGAAAGGAGAAAAAAGAGCAUCAUCCCCAUUCCGAAGGGUGAGGGAGGAGGAAAUUGAGGUGGAUUCACGAGUGGCAGACAAUUCCUUUGAUGCCAAGCGAGGUGCAUCUGGAGACUGGGGGGAACGAGCCAAUCAGGUUCUGAAGUUCACCAAGGGCAAAUCCUUCCGUCAUGAGAAAACCAAGAAGAAGCGAGGCAGCUACCGGGGAGGCUCCAUCUCUGUCCAGGUCAAUUCUGUCAAGUUUGACAGCGAGUGACCUGAGCCAUCCUUUGUGAAGCAGGGUGAUGAUCUGAGACCACUCACUCUCUCCAGUGGACUGGGAACCCUCAGUUCUGUUAGGGGAGGUGUUGGUGAGGACAGAAGUUUAGGGUAGGUCCUAAGCCUUUAUAACGUAAUAUCAUCUCUGGCCCUUUUCUGUGUUCCUAGUUUUGUACAGAUUUCAUUUUGAGUGUUGAUUAGCAGGGACAAAGUAAGGGGAAUGUUAUUUUAUAACAAAAUUUAUUUUAGUUGUCCCCAUCUUCCUGUUCUGUGGAAGUACACAUACUGAGAAAUUUGUAUAUUUUAUAUUAAAUCAUUUCCUAUUGAUUUUUGUUGUGAUUUUCAAAGGUGGAUUCCCACAGACAAAAUCUUAACUGUUACCCAAGACAUACUAAAGGGUCAACCAUAUGUUUGACUUUAUAAUUGGAGGAGAAUUCUGCCUUUGAGAGUGCACAUGUCUACAUUUCAUCCCUCCUUCCCUCAAAACCCUGUUGAGGGGCAUUAAAGAAUGGUUAUGUGUAUAUGUCUGUUGAGCAUGCACUAUGUAGCCCAUCCUCAUUCACUGGGUCUGGGACUGAAGUUUUCAGCCAGCGUGGACUGACUGACUUUUUGUGAUAAAAUUCACUGUUUUAUUACAGGCAAAAUUCUGGUGUGGUGUGAAUGCUGUGGGUCAGUCUGUGUACAUUUUUUCUGUAAUUUUAUCAUUAUCACAUAAUGUUUGCAAUACAUGUUUUUUAAUUUGAAAGCAAACUUUUCUACUGUAAAAAGACAUUUUUUGAUGACCCUUACUAGUAUUGAGUACUAAGUUGAGGACUGCAUCUUUGCGUUUUCUACAUUAUAGAGAGCAAGGUAACAUUAAUUAAUUUAAUCUGAAAAGUACAUAUCACUUGGUAUUUCUGUCUUGGUAGCUGUGAUGUCACAAUUGGCUUCAUUAAUUUCUACAUGGUUGAGAAUUAUUGAUCAAGAAAGUGAAAAAAAAAACCUUUAAAAACCUCAAUCCUCGGUAAGAGGUAGGUUACAUUAUGUGAAUUUAUAGGUAACCUGUGUAUGUGCUAAUGGAGGUGGAAAGAACCUGUACAAAACAUUAUCUGACAGACUUGAGUGGAGUGGGUUUGGGAGAACAACUUAACAUGAUUAUUGUGUCUCAUUGAUAUAUGGGAGCAGUUGAUGUGCUCCCUUCAGAACCUUACCUGUUAAUAACUGUGGACUUAACAGCACAAACCAGUGAGCAGUGGUACAGCUCCUAGGCCAGGCUAGCUGUAGGAGGUGACCAGUGACUGACCAGUGGCAGUGCUCAGCCAGACUAAGUUGGGGAGGGAAGAGUCAACGAGCUUUCUGGAGGCUGGGCUGUCCCAGUGGUGGGAAAGUGUGCUGCAGGCUUUCAUGGAUGAGGUCUUAAGAUUAGCCUCCUCUUGUUUGGAUUCCACACUUGAUAAAUAACCUGAUAAUAACCUGGUUUUCCAUGUAACUGCCUCUAGGAAGAAAAUUCACUGUUCAUGCUGAGAUAGGUAUUUCAGUCUGCAUGGUAAAAGUUCUACAUCCUAAUACAAAAUAAUAAACUGGUUGGUUUAUAAUGUG
Lemur catta (Ring-tailed lemur) is the source of this 3951-nucleotide messenger RNA. RefSeq names its product nucleolar and coiled-body phosphoprotein 1 (gene NOLC1). Bases 236 to 2371 code for a protein of 711 amino acids. Lineage: Eukaryota; Metazoa; Chordata; Mammalia; Primates; Lemuridae. Gene Ontology annotation, molecular function: protein binding. The record is from RefSeq and is a predicted model, not a curated record. Gene Ontology annotation, cellular component: nucleolus; nucleoplasm. The transcript has 13 exons.